AUGAGCUGCCGAUGCCAAAGCUGCAGCGCUUGCGAGGAGAAGUGGGAGCGCUGCAAGGUCUUCCUGAGCGCUGCCUGUGAGGGGGGUAAGUCGGACCUCUGCCAGGGCCUUCAGCAGCUGGUGGACAAAUGGCCAGCGGUGCUCUCAGCCCUGCACGCGGUGCCAACUCCGACCCGCGCCAAGGCGACCCAGACGGAGCCGCAGGAAGUCCGCUGGGAGCCCUUCCUCUUGAGCCUUCACACGCGGCAGCUGAGGUGGGAGGCGUUUUGCAGCUGGCGAAAGCUGCUGGAGGAGUCUGGCAAACUGGAGGCGGUGCUGCGGCGGCAGCUGCGGCAGCGGCGUGGGAGUUUGCUGCGGCAAAGCUUCCAGCUUUGGCGGCAGCCAAAGCGGCCGCAGGAAGCCGCGGAGCUCUUGGAGGAGACGUUUCUGGCCUGGAAGAUCUGCGCGGAGGCAGCAAGAGCCGAAGACGUGAGUGAAGAGCCGAGCGAGGGCGAGCCAGUGAUGGAGGAGCCCGAUGCGCCGGAUCUGAGCUCUGCCUGGGGCAUGGUGCAGGAGGAGCUGUGCCGAGCAGUGUGCGACCUCCAGCAGGCCCUGAAACGCCAGGAGGUGGCGGAGGAGCAGUGCAGCAGAGCCGAGGGCCAGAUCCGCAGCUUGGAGCAGGACCUGGCAGCGGCGAAGACGCAGCUGCGGGAGGCGGAGCUCCGCGAGUGCGAGCAUUUCCGUUACGAGAGCCUUCGUCGGGGGCGCGACAGUCCAGAGGAGGCCUGCCAGCAAGUAGGUCGUGCCGCCUCCCAGCGCCUGCCGCUGAGGCGGUCCCAGAACACGGUUAGCCUACCCAGCCUGCCGACGAUGCGCCCAGGCGUUCUUCGAAUGCUGGACGACGAGGAAGUGAGCGAGAUCAUCGGCAUCAGCAGGGGAUUGACAGCAGCCGCCAUUGAUAGCUACACCGUUUGCUACACCUUUUGUGGCUUAUCCCAGUCCUUAGAGGAUGAGACGCGAGGGAAGUGCACCGUGUGCAUGGAGGAAUUUGUGAAAGGUGCGCUGUUUGCGCUAGAUGAAACAGGAAUCGAGCACGCCGAAAACUGGCACAAGCCGAGUCGAUUGCGGGACGAUGGCGUCUCCCUGCGCUUGCCCGCGGGGCUUCCAACGCCGCCCGCUGCCCCGCCCUUCCGCGCCGAAGCCCUCUGGCGCAUUGGGCGCCUCUGGACCGGCUUGAGCGCGAGGGCCGUGCGCCGUGUAGUGAGCUUGGAGCCAGGCGAGGCGGGGGCCGUCACGCCGCGGGUCUUCGAGGCGAGGCAGCGGCUCUUCGGCGCGGAGAGGCCGCAGCUGAAGUUCUGGCACGACGCCGCUGGGUGGUGCCCCCACUGCAUGGUCUCCUGGGUGGUGAUGGAAGAAAUGGAAAUCCCCUACGUGAUGGACACGACCCCUCUGCGCGCGUACCUGAAGCCUGGCGAGAAGAAGCGGCAGAAAUUAGUCCCGGUGAUCCAGCUGAUUGAGGAGCACAGUAAAGACGGGCAAUGGCACUUUCAAGAAGCCAUGAAGGGCGUGGGCCGCGGAGAGCAAGUCUGCCAGAUGCUGCAGCAGCGCUUUCCGGACCGCCUGCCCCGCCCGGAAAACGGCCACUGGCAGCUCUUCAAGGCACUGCAGGUGGCGCACAGCGCCUACAAGCGCCUCAAAGGGCGGCCCACCUGGGGAGUGGCUGGGAACCGCCCGGAGCACCAGGAGCAACUGAUGUCCGCGCUGGACGAUCUCGAAGCAGCGCUAGCUGCGAGUGCCAAGCGCAGCGACGCCGACGCCGCUGCCGCGAAGUCGUGCUUCUUGAACGGAUCGAAGCCCAACAUGAUGGACCUCAUGCUUUUGCCGAUGCUGGAGCGUGUGGAGGCUUUGCUGCUGCAUCCUUUCCUCCAGGUCUCCGGCCUUGAGCUCCGAAACUGGCCCCGUGUCUGGGCAAUGCUGGCUGAGGGGCGGCGCCCGGGGGUGUGCUCCUUUGGACACCUCUGCAGUGAUGCCGAGACGCUUUUGGCCAUCUCCUUGCGGGAGGAUCCAGGCCGAACUUCCGCCUUGUCACUGGAGGGCACCAUCCUUCAGCCCGAAGCCUCGUUGAUGGAGGCGGCCCACGCAGCCCAACACCCGCCCGAAGCCACGCGGGAAGCGGCCGCCCGCAUUUGCGCCAACGCCAAGGCUGUGGUGUCCUUUGCCUGCUGCGGCCGCGGCUGUGGCCGCGCGGCGGCUGCCGCGCCCGCCAGGGGCGCAGUCGCUACCGCGGACGCAGCGCUGCGGUGGGUGGUGGCAGCGCUGCUGCGGCCGAUGGAUGCCGUCGACCUGGAGGUCAGCGCCCGUCGUGCCGUUGAGGCCCUGUCCAGCGAGGACUCCGAGGCCAUGGCGGUGCCGCUGAGGUUCUUGGCGCAGAACGUGGGGGUGCCCCGGGACAUGGGCGCCGCGCCGGCCGCCGCCCUGCGCGCGCAUCUGCGGCUGCUGGUGGCCGCGCUGGAGAAGCGGAAGCCCGGCAAAGGCAUCGGACGACCGCGGGCGGUCAAGAUGCAGCCGGCGCGGGUCGAAGCUUUGGCCGAGCGCGAAAAGCUUCGCCCGCUCGUGGACGAAAGACGGAGGAUGGUCAGAGGCGCUGCCUUGACCCAGUGCAAACCGGCUCUCACCAGAUUGGAUUCUGCGAAGUUGUGA
Molecule: messenger RNA, 2679 nt
Organism: Effrenium voratum
Lineage: Eukaryota; Dinophyceae; Suessiales; Symbiodiniaceae
Source: the annotation of a GenBank genome assembly